This is a messenger RNA of Maylandia zebra (zebra mbuna), 6716 nucleotides long. RefSeq names its product sushi domain-containing protein 2. Lineage: Eukaryota; Metazoa; Chordata; Actinopteri; Cichliformes; Cichlidae. The record is from RefSeq and is a predicted model, not a curated record.
AGUGCGAGUUUUGGAAAGAAUAUAUACAUUUUGUUGGUUUCCUGUAGGAAAAAUAAAUAAAAACGUCAGACCUUAGCGUCUGUUAAUCAGUACCUCGUGAUUUAGAACUGUUACUAAAGUCGAAUACUUAAUUUUGUUUGCUACCUCAAAUGACCUUUGGCAGACUUUCAGCCAAAGAUGGUGUAACACAGGCAGGAGCGUGAACGUUAUUUUGUUGUCCAAGCUAAAGAUGAGGGGAAACUUUAAGAUAUUUUGUCUCAGUGGGCUUCUUAUUGUUUUCUCAUAUAACACAGCUGGUCAAACGUGCAGGGGACGCUGUGGAGAUGUACUGGAGAAGUGCUCCUGCCAUGAUACCUGUAUGUCUUUGAUGAGCUGCUGUGCAGACUACAAUCAGUCCUGUUUCCAGGUGAUCCCUUAUUCCAGCUCCAUGCUGGGCGGAAAAGCGCUCAGGAUCCUCGGAUUGGACCUUCAUCCCCAUGGGCAGCUUCUCUGCAGGUUUAAAGGUGAAAUUUUACGUGAUGGAUUUAUUGAUGCUGAGGGCCGUGCAUACUGUAUUUCUCCUCUAUUGUAUGAGACAGGUUGGAUACCAUUUGAUGUCUCAACAGAUGGUAUUAAGUUUGACAGAUCUGCACAGUAUUUCUCAGUCCAUCCAAGUAAAGCAGAUCCUGCUUAUAAAGUUACCCUGGGGAAUGCAACGCAGUGGCAAUACUACGGCAUGCCGAAUGUGGCAGGACGACUUGAGUUCACUUGGAAUAGUUCUUUGAUCAGUGCAGAGAAGGUCAACAUAGAGCUGUGGGGUUACAGAGAGUUUAAAGCAAAAGAAGAGACAAAUGCAUCAGCCCUUUUAGAGGCAGAGCUGCGGUAUCUGUAUUCUCUUGGAAGAAAUCUGACCAACACUGGUGCCUUCAGCUUCAUCCCUGAGCCCAAAGAGGACUACUCUGACUGGGAGUUGGGCAAUAUCCGCAUUACUGCGAGUUCUAACGUGGAAGGAGCAAGAGAUGUACAAGGCCUCUGGAGUGGAGGCUACGUGUUGGCCUGGCACCUGGAGCAGGCUUUCAGAGAAAACUCUGCAGCCUGGGCACACAAUAAGUGUCUGAAAUGGGAUGUGCUGGAGGAAAACCUGCCAAACUUCCUGAAUGAACUCAUCGACUGUCCUUGCACACUGGCUCAGGCCCGAGCAGAUACAGGCAGGUUUCAUACUGAUUAUAGUUGUGACAUUGAGAGGGGAAGUGUGUGCACUUACCACCCAGGUUGUGUCCACUGUGUCCGAGCAAUUCAUGCCAGUCCUAUCCAUGGAUCAGGGCAGCAGUGCUGCUAUGACAGCACAGGUUCUCUGGUGCUGACUGGAGACUCAGUUGGUGGAAGCACCCCAGACAGGGCUCACGACUGGGGCUCGCCACCCUACAUUAAACCCCCACGGGUGCCAGGGUAUUCCCACUGGCUUUAUGAUGUCAUGAGCUUCUAUUAUUGCUGCCUGUGGUCCCCACACUGCCAUAUAUACUUAAAACGUCGACCUUCAAGUGGGUGUCAAAACUACCGACCACCAAGAGCAGGUGUCGUCCUCGGGGAUCCACAUUUCAUAACGUUCGAUGGCCUUAGGUACACUUUCAAUGGCAAAGGAGAAUAUUACCUUGUGUCGUCACCAGCAAAAGGCCUGAGUGUUCAGGCCAGAACAGAACAGGUGAAACUUAAGAACGGUACUUUGGCCAAAGCCACACGGCUGUCGUCAGUGGCUAUGAAACAGGAUGCAUCAGAUGUCAUUGAGGUGCGUGUAGCAGGGGCCCAUCUUCAGGUGCUGAGGAACCAAAACAUCCUACCAUUCACUGAACAGAGAUGGAUGGACCUACAUGGAGUGUAUGUGUUCAGCCCCAGUCCUGGGAAUGUGACUGUAAUCUUUUCCUCCGGUGUUGGCGUGAAGGUUCGUCUGUAUGAAGGAACCAUGGCAGUGACCGUGCUGCUUCCAGGAGAGUUUUACAACCACACCCAGGGUCUCCUUGGCUCAAUGAACUCUGACCCAUCAGAUGAUCUGACCAUCCAACUCGGAGAAGUCAUCUCCUCAGCUGAUGCCACGUUGGAAGAAAUCUUUACCUUUGGGGCCAGCUGGAACAUUUCAAAGAAAUCCUCCCUUUUCACAUAUGAUUCAGAGCACCUUUUGGAUAUGUAUAAUAUCCCACCGAGCCAUGACCCCACUUUUGUUCCAGCUUUUUCUCUACCCGAGAGCCUUGAUGACCCUUUGGUGGCAGACAUGUUGACAAUGUGUUAUGGAGAAGGUUCACAGUUUUGUAAAUAUGAUACCCUGACGACUCGGGACCUCACAGUGGGAAAUGCCACACUCAAGGCCUACCAGAAACACCAAGCCCUACUGCACGCCCUGAAACCAGUGGUGUCUUGUGGCUGGCUUCCCACACCAAGGAAUGGGAGGAAGAACGGGACUGAUUACCUGGAGGGGAGCACUCUAAGCUUCGCCUGCAACAAAGGCUACAUAAUGUAUGGAUCUGCAGAGCGCACCUGUCUGGGUGAUGGGACCUGGACAGGAGAUCAGCCCUUCUGUAUUACAGAGUGUUACACUGCCAACGGAGAAGACUACAGGGGCUUCCAGAACCAGACCAGCCUGCAUGGGGGUAAACCUUGCCUUUUCUGGAAUGAGACCUUCCAGCACCCUUACAACACCCUCAAAUACCCGAAUGGAGAAGGAGGUCUGGGCAGCCAUAACUACUGCAGGAAUCCUGAUGGGGAUGUUCAGCCGUGGUGCUACAUUGCAGAUCAUGAGGACGGGAUCUACUGGAGAUACUGUGACAUCCCUACAUGCCAGAUGCCUGGAAACUUGGGGUGCUUCAGAGACAGUGGUGACCCCCCCACCCUGACUGGUGCCAGUGAGACCUCCAACAAACUCACUAUCCAAAACUGUAUCAGCUUCUGCAGGAAGCAAAGAUACAAGCUUGCUGGUAUGGAGUCAGGAUAUGCCUGUUUCUGUGGCAACGAUGUGGACCUACAGAAACGUGGGGAGUCACCUAGCAUGGAGUGUAACCAUGUUUGCUUCGGUGACCACACUCAGCCCUGCGGCGGAGACGGCUGGGUCAUCAUAUUCAGCACCCGAGUGGGGGCCUGUGGUGGGAACUACACUUCUCCAUCAGGAGUGAUCUACUCCCCUGACUUCCCUGACAAAUACGGGGCUGGGCGUGUUUGCUACUGGACUAUCCAGGUCCCUGGAUCUUCGGCCAUCCUCUUCAAUUUCACCUUCUUUGACAUCUCCGACCAGACCGACAUGGUGGAGCUAUUGGAUGGCUACACAAAUCAAGUGGUGGCCCGCUUCGACUGGCGAAGCCCUCCGCGGGAUCUGGUAAACAUCACGGGCGACUUUGUCAUACUGUACUUCUACUCUGACCGAACCAACCAGGCCAAGGGAUUUGCUCUUCUUUACCAAGCACUCCGAAGCCAGGACACUAGAACAAUAGAGUCUGAAGGAGCGCUUCAAAGCCAGGACACCAGAACAAUAGAGUCUGAACGAGAUGACGAGGAGGAAAACGAAGACGUGUCUAGCACAGCAGGGCCCCAGCUGGCUGGCGGAGUCACAGAGAAAUCUAACGGUACGACGAAUGGACGUUCGUCCCAGAUCCUCUACGUGAUCACGUCCAGCCCCGGUAAACCGGAGCACAACAUGCCAGGUCAGUGGGCUGGACGCGGCGAGACCACCGGCCACAGCGCUAUGUGGACCAUCUACGCUUUAGCAGCUCUCCUCAUACUGACUGUCAUCGCCAUGGUAGCAAAGCUGCUGCUGCACGUCACAGUCAAGUCUCCAAACAUCCCAACCGUCAGUGGUUCAGACACCUGCAGCCAGAGCACAGCGUCUUCUGAGCCUUGGAUCAUCCUGUACCGCCCCUCUACCAUCUCCCUGUUCAAGAAGAAGCUAAAGAACCACCACGGUGACCUCAGCCCCCUGGUGGGCAACUAGUGCUCCUGCUGCGUCCUGCCAUCUAACCAAACAGUACCGCCACCCGCCACUAUUCUGUUCAAGGGCCGUCAGAUGCCAGGCCCUCAGACAAUGAAACUCUUUGAGGCGCUAAGCAAACAAGCCAACAACUGAGUGGCUAAUGACAACUGACUGAGUGAAUGCUACUAAAUGGUCUGUGUGCCAAAGUGGCCACGCCCUCCUAACCUGCUCAGCACCGAAGAGGAGCGGGAGGGCAGGCAGGACUGUAAGACUCCACUCUUGGAGAGGAGAAUAAAAGAUUGGAUAGAGGAAAAUCUCAAAGAUGCUUUUAUCAUACAAGAAGCUGUUUCCAUCACUCAUGGAUGACCCUACCAAUCAAGAUACCUCCAAAAACCCCUCUGGACAGCAAGCUCACUAGUGAAAAUAUGACAAAGCUGGAGUGCAAAAACAAAUCAGCUCAGUUCAGUUUCAGUGGCAGCCGAAUCUUCAUCAGCAUCAACGAGAGGAUGAAGAAACUGAGUCUUUAAUACAUAUACACAUAUGACACAUGCUGUAAAACUUCAGUUUUUUUUAAUAACUUAACUGCCUCAUGCGGAUGAACAUUUUCAGCCAAAAUCCAGAAUCCUCCCAUCCAAAGAGUUGUUUAUUCAUUUGUGUUCUUAAUUCUGUAUUCAAACUGCUAAUAUUUUUUUGUUGUUUUUUUUAAAUACAUGUUUUACGUGACACCUGGCUUGCUGAGGAAAGGGAAACAGGACGCGGAAAUGUCACACGGAAGGUAGAUAUGACAGCACUUUGGGGACGAAUCAGUCGCCGCAAAAUGAAAAGAUCAGCGAGAAAGGGAGCUUGUUCGCCCACUCGUUCACUCAGCGCCCAUGGAUUUGUGUGGCGAGGAGAAGUAGCUAGCUGGCUGGGGGGUUGGGGGGUUGGUGCAGUUUGCUCACAAACUGCCAUUUAGGGAGGCUCGGGAAGAUCUGAGGGCUUUUUCUGCUCGGUUGUGGGUGGGAGUCUUUCCGGUUUGAUGCUGUUCAAGUGCCUUAAGGAUCUCCUCUUCCCUUGACUCAGUUCCGCACAUCUGUUUCUUUCACAAAGUGGACUGGUGUCCCUCACAAAAGUCUGCACUUCUUUAACAAAUCCAUGUAGAUAUGAAGAGUUUCAUUCCAGAAUAGGGUUUCCGCCACUUAAAUGUCAAAAAUGCCUCCCGGUCUUGUGGAGUGAUUGAAAGCAUUAAUCUCAGACGGGAUCUUUUACAUUGUUUUUUUAACACGAUUUUGUUGAUGUCGAUUUAUUUUCUUUGACACACUUAGCCUUUUGGGAUAGAACUCUUCAUAUAAUGACAGACGAGGCUUUAAAAGGCUUUUUUUGUUUCUUAUUUGUGUAUCUUAUGUGUAGUCUUGGACGUUUACUGAACAUAUUGUUCACAUUAUGUUGUCUUUUGAUUACAGGGGGAUGAAUAUUGUUGUAUAUUAUGUAAUUCAGUGUGGGAAUGAUGAUAUUUAUGACUGCUCUUUCAUUUUGUGUCUCGGCAAAGCAUUUAAGCAACUUGUCAAAGUUCUUUUGUGUUACUUUAGCUCAAAGGUGGAGUGCUUUUUUAAAAAAAAAAUUCUAAUCUUUGAUACCAGUAAAUUGUCUAAAUUCUGCAGAACGCUGCAGACCUUCAAGCUUUUACUUGUCAUAUAGAUUUCAGGCCAAAAGGUUGAGUGCGAACAAUAUAGUCAGACAGAAAUAUAACCAAAAGCACCCCAAGGUACUAUCCACAAGCUGACAGAAGGUUUCCAGCUAUAAUGGUUUUCUGUGACAUUUUAACUACUUGUGAAAGGUCAGAAUCUACUAAUGCACCAACGGCAUAGUAAUUGGCCUUUCCUGAUGUGAGACUGGAUGUUCAAGGUUUCUGCAGAUGGCCGCUGAGUUAUUUUCUCACUGGAAAGAAAAAUAAAAAAAGAUCCUAACUUUGAAGCACUUAAUUUUGGUUCAGCUUACAAGAUGAAAUGGUACUUAAUCACUUACAGCUCUGUUUCAGUGAAAAGACAAAAAAAGGAAAAAAAAUACGCACUUGUACAGCAACCUGAGCACUUGAAAGAAAGGUUAUAUUUUAUGCAUGACACAGCAUUACAGUGACAUUCAAAUCAAAAGAUUUAUGGUUUUCGAGAACUGAGACAGAAUUUAAUACCCGUAAAAAGAUGAAUAACUUUUGUUUCCCAAUCAGAAGUUUUCUAAAAUGUUACUCUCUGCUAUGUUUUGCCUGUCCUCUCAACUGUAACUCAUGUUAAUUAUUGCAAGACAAGAGCACAUGCCCCUGGGUCUGUGAUGUUCAGAGCUGACCAAGCGUAGAAAGAAGGGGAGAAACGGAGAGCAAUGGGAAAUUAAUGCGCGUUCAAGUCAAACACAAGCUAACGAAAUCUGACAGUUAAAAUCUAACAAGGGCAUAUUUGUUUGGAUAGCCUGGUGAAUUAUGCAAACUUCCAUUUUCUGUCCGGUCCUCCAGUCAGUCGUAAAAUUCCACGCCGUCUUCUGAGCGGUGGAAACAGUCUUUUUCUUGUCUCCAAAACUGUUUUUGUUGAUAUGAAUGUCCUGUAGUGCUCGAUAACAUGAAAACAACACCAGAAGCCCUGAGUCAUCACAAGAGGCCAAAACAUUGUUUUCAUCAAAUUGUAAAUAGCAAAAUAGUGAAAAUUUUAAUUUAUACAGUAAAUUAUUGUUAUUUUGUAUGUGAAUGGGAUAUAAUCUAUCUUUUGUAUAAGUGAAGUAUCUUUGUAGUUUUAUUUAAUGUGUCCUGGUUGCAAAAUAA